Messenger RNA from Lodderomyces theae, 513 nucleotides. RefSeq names its product Mso1p (gene MSO1). NCBI's taxonomy places the organism in Eukaryota, Fungi, Ascomycota, Pichiomycetes, Serinales, Debaryomycetaceae. The record is from RefSeq and is a predicted model, not a curated record. The coding region runs from base 1 to 513 and encodes 170 amino acids. The transcript has a single exon.
AUGCAGCAUUCCAACACUGGAGGAGGCUUUUUCUCCAAGAUUAAAGAAAACUACAGCUCAAGAUUUGCUAAUCUUUCAUUGACAUCGCCUACAGAAAAGGACGGUUCAACAGAAGAUGAUACAUUGAUACAUCGAGCAUUUAUCAAACACUAUGACACAAAGGGACUUCCUUAUCCAGAGUGGCUUGGUGUCAAGACUUUUGACCAACAACACCAACACCAACAACAACAAUCGACAUAUGGUCGUUCGCAAAGUCACUCUAGUGGACACGCAUAUCGGAGCCAUUCGUCGUCGUCACAGUUUCAGCCGGUACGGCAAGACAACUUGUUCAAUAAAAGCUAUGCACAAAGGUCAUACAAUCAACAACGAAUGCAGGACGAAAAUGAUGCUGGACACGAGUCAACUCCGCCCCCAUUCCAGAGAAGCUCAAGUAGGUUGCAGGAUAUGUAUAACAAGUCAAGGCAACAAUCAACACCGGGAUCGGGGUAUAAUGUUAGCAGGUACAGUCGUUAG